UGUAUUUUUGAAAAUGAAAGAAAUUGUCCUUGUAAGUAACACAGGAAGCCCGUAUGUGUUUUACUGGUCAGCGGCAUAAUUCAUAAGUCACGUGUGUAACGUCGCGCGAAAAUUCUUCAGAGAAGUUGACAAAAUAAUACAAAUUUCUGCACUCGAAUGGCUUGAAAUAUGAAAUAGGCAGUGGUGAUGAAGCACUAUAAUGGCUUGAAUAUUGUGUAAGGUUURAACUCAAACUUAAGAUGUAAAAAAGGAGGACAAAGCGUAGUUUCGCGUGAAAAGUUUUUUAACAUGGCAAGCUCGUCAGGAUCGUUGAGUCAAAAACUUGCUCAAAUGAUGGAUACACUGCAGAGACAACAGAGUAGAGAUGUCGACAGUUUGAACACACAGGAACAUGCGAUGUCAGCCAUUGAGAUGAGGGCAGGUCUUGGAACUUUUAUUGAGGAAAUCUUCACUGACUUAGUCUCAGUGUCAAGCAAGCUCACAGGAGAGUCCACUGGAACWCUUCAUCCCAACACUUUUUGGCAGCUUCUCCAUAUAUGUAUACAAAACUUCCCAGGAUUCUUAGUGGAGGUUGUACACAGGACUCCCAAAGAUAAACUUGGUUUGACCAAUGAAAAGAAAGKAACAAGCACAUCAGAGCCAUCCAAAGCAUUUACUGUGUGGGUUGUGUCCAGAAUUGUGCGAGUUCUAGCUGAACCAGGGUGUAGUCCUUUGCAUGAUAAGGCCAUAUCAUUUAUUCUCUCAAUAGCUCAGUUGGUUAAAAGCAAAGACCUGGUUUUCUACAGACGUAUCAUCACUGAAUUUGUAAUAUUGUUAAGGGACUUGGUCGUCAUAGAGGAGACAAUCUUUGCUGAGAGUGAAGUCCCUGAUGGUACUCUUCCUCUACACUUGGAUCAUUUCCAAUUCUUUGAUGCUCAUGAUUUGGGUCAGAGUUGCCAUGGUAACAGUGAUAUGUCAAAACUUACCAAAAAACAAAUCUGCAUAAAAUCAGAAGAAGGUUGCUCCAUGAUACACGAAUGCAUAAGUCAAAUUAUAUGUGAAGUGGUUGGUGAUGUUUGUCAUUAUGCUAAUGAUCAAGUCAAUCUUCUGUGGAGAACAGCUUGCAUACAAUUACAAACAGGAAUAUCCAUAAUAAAACAGUUUGCUCUCAAGAUUCUCACAGAUCUACUGAGGCAUCUUGGUCUGCCUGACCUGCCUAUACUGGAUCAGUUUAUCAAAACGCUUUGUGCUGUUAUUGAUCUUUGUGGUUCUGGUAUUUGCCAUUCAUUGCCAAGAAAUACAGUUGUUGAACUGGAGAAGAGUCUUUCAACAUGCUUGAACAAGCUUUUUAGUGAAACAUCAAAGACAGUUGAUAGAAAACAAAGUGAUAAUCAUUGKAGUGAGCAAKCAMCACRCAGUCCACAUYAUAUCCURCCUGCUUGGCAUUUAAACCUUGUUURCGUUCAGCUUAGUAAAACUAUUGGAUCGGGUGGACUGGGGAUGCUACAGACUUUAGAAUUAAAGUCAUGCAUUUGUGAUAUAAUCAAGUACAUCUAUAUUCACAUUCCUGAAGAUUACUCCUCUUCAUCGGAGUCUCUGUACAAACAUACCAUCAGUAGAGCAUUAAUACAACAUGUYGCUAUGGAGACAGAUCAACAAUACAUGGUGGGUUGCCUGUGUAAAAUCAUUAAAAGAGAAGAUGUAAAAACAACUCAUGACAAACAGGGGGCUGGUAUGUCAAAGMAAGAUAAUGUUGGUACAUCGCUAUCAAGCGCUGUCAUACCUUGCAAGAAAGCAAGACUUAGCAAUCUAUCMCAAAAGAAAGGUGUCCAAAACAACAAACCAGGAACAAGCCAGGAAAUAGACUCUACACUGGCACUGCUGAUGGACAAAAUGGAUAAACWAUUGCAAGAUAUCAUUGAYGAGAGAAACAACAGCUCUAUCAACAUGGAAAGCUUUUUAACAAAGAUAGAAGGAGUGAGGGUAUUACUUGAAAUACUAUCAAGAUCUGCUAAACCUUUACAAGAUUAUCUCAGUAACAAGAGAUUACAAUCUUGUUUGAUGCUGCUUAAUUCAAGCUUACAAAUCCUCAAGCAGACAWCCAGCAAGAAAGAAMAAGACACGGCAWCUAUAGGAGCAGUUUUCAAAAAACUAGUCCACCUUGUGAUGAUGCUGUUCUAUGUGUCASAUGAUGUUACUUUAGUGUCUGAAUUACARCAAUGUAUGCUCUUUGUUGCAUCCAUUCCUUGGCUUUGCAAAGUUGACCAGCCAUGGAGUGAUAUCCCUCAUAUCUUUGGUCUAUCUGUUCAAGAUAUGACUGUAAUAACAGCAAAGCUAAGUCCUCACAUUGAUAAAGAGUGUCUUGGUGAUUGUUUACAUCAACUAGCAAUGUUUAGAUCUGACACUGCACCAACUUGGAGAAGUCAUGUAUUCAUGAUGUCAUUGCAAGGUAGUUGUGAUGAUAUAACAAUUCAAGCUAUUCACUGGCUACCAACAUUACUUUGUUCACUUGGUUCAUUCUCCUACUCAUUGGUGCCAGACAACCUACAAAAACUACUCUCCAGGGGUCCCYUGAUACAGAAACAGAUAGGCAAGGCUCUUGGGCCAUUGGCUUGUGUGUUAACUGAGCAUACCCUUAUAAGGAAAUGGAAAUCUCCUGAUAUAUUAAGUCCAAUUGGUAGAUGYAUCAGUCUUUAUUGCCCGGUUUGUGAUCAAAAUGACAAAAGUUCAAGCAACCAGCAUGCAGUUAUUGAUGCAGCAGUGUUUACRCCAUAUCUACAUCUCCUCUCAUCUACAGUUAACUCUGCUAUYAAACUAGCUUUUAUAAGCAGUAUUCCAAGGAUAUGUACUCACCUGGCUACWACACUCAACACCUCAGCUCAUAGUUGUAUUGUCACUGCUACAUGUUGUGAUCUGAUUGAAGACCCAGAUUACCAUGUCAGACUAGCAUUCAGCAAGGUGAUCUCCUAUGUAACUAGGCCUGGGUCCAACACAGGUAGCCCACCAUUAAGUGUUAUGACUAAGMUGAAGAAAGCRUUCAGUGAUGCAUCGACUCAUUCAAGUCACCAUGGUAAAGUUGUCAGGCUACARGAGACUGUAGUAUUAACAAUAGGGCAGCUUGGUACCACGGCUGAGGGAGAGUURCUUCUUGUUGUGAUAGUCAGUCUGCUGAAAAGUCUUACUGCACAGUCUAAAGUGAUCAGAGCAAAGGCAUUCCAACAGAUUCAAGAAAUAGCACGUUGUCAUUCUAAGCCAGUGAAUGCUUUAUUCUCUGAAUUCAAGCUAUCAAUCUGUAAGUUUGUUGUYAACACAGUUCAUGACCUUCAAUCAACCAACCCUUCAACUAAAGAAUCUUUGGAUGUCAUCACUGAAGUUGCAAGUGUCUUUGAAUACAGAGAUAUACAGACCUUUGUAAUGUCAACUUUACGGUUUAUGAUACCUCUCCUUGUGAAGAAGGCAACCAUGGCAUCAUCAUCYGUGCURCGAUUACUUGCAAAGGAACUCAAAGUCAGUAGAAGAGAAAUGUUACUGGAAAACUUUAAGUAUAUCUUUUCCUUCCUGGUCAGAACCUGUUCACCAAGUGAACUGGAAAAAGCUCUGCAGUAUGUUCAGAAAGAGACAGAUGUAGAACUGRGUAGUCUUCUGAGGUCUGAAGCMCAGAGUGUGUAYAAYCAGUUAUUGCUGUACCUGAGUGUCAGCUAUGAUAAAGUCUUCAGUGGACUGUCCAUGUUGGCAAGCAAAGAUGACACAUACACAGGACCUAAGGAUUUGAAGACAGCUGACCAAAUGGCCAAUUUUCUUCAGCAUCGAUUGCUUGGUAUUCUAGCCUUCUACAACACAAUACUAGUAACAAAUAGUGAUUUAGAAGAGAAGAAACUAGCACUWCAGAGUUUAGUGAAACUAAUGGAGAUGAUGGGACCAAGACAUAUCACAAGUGUGCGUGUUAAGGUGAUGGGGAUUUUGAGGCUUGGUUUACGGUUCAAAGACACAGGUUUCCCAGAGCUKUCCUGUGAUGCAUGGGAAUGUUUUGUUCGUAAUAUUGAACUAUCAAGUCUUGGUCCAAUGUUGAGUGAACUUAUUGUUACCUUGCUGCCGUAUCUCAGUAAACUACCAGCUCGUGUUGCUAAAAUUUACCAUUUCUUAAUKAUUGAAAACAAAUCAACACUAAGUGAGUACUUUCAUGAGAUUUACUUCUUGCCGGAUGCACCAGAACUUAAAAAGGUCAAUGCAAUGCUGCGUACAGCUAGUGGGAUCUCGUCAAGGAAAAUGGAUUUGAARACGCARAUGAAAAGAGCAUUGAAAGGUGUUGCACAUGAAAAUCUUGAUGUCAGAAGACAUGCAUUAUCAAAAUUGAAGCAACUUCUUCAUGACAACCAGGCAUCAAUACAUGACUAUGUUCUCAGUAAUGAGACUGUAGCUCCAAUCAUACCAGAGAUUGUUAGUGUUCUUAUUUCAAGAUGUCAUGAAACUGACCCAGAGUCYAAGCUUCUUGUGUCUGAGUGUCUUGGUGAACUGGGUGCUGUUGAUCCUGGAAGGCUGGAUGAGCUUACUCAAGUUCCUGUAGAUGAGAAGCCUGUCUUUGAGAGUGGCUGUGAAGACAUGGAGUUUGCUCAGGAGUUGAUAACAGAACUUGCUAGAGCAUUCCUUGCAGCACAUGAUACAAGAGCUCAGGAUUGUUCAGCGUACGCCAUUCAGGAAGUUCUCCAAGUCUAUGGAUGCAGUGAGACCAAGAAAGAAGGGCCUGGUUCAAAGYUGUGGCGUAAAUUCCCUGAACAUAUMCAAGAAAUCCUUCGACCUCAUCUAUACUCCAAAUACUUGAGCUCAGCAAACCCUAACUGGUCUCGACUGGCCAAACCAAUCUACCAUAGUUCAAAGGGGAAGACAUUUAGUGACUGGGCAAGCACAUGGACUUCAUAUAUGAUUACAAAGGUCAAGGAGCAGAAACCAUCACGUAUCUUCCAAGCUUGYAGYAAAAUAUUCAAACAUGACAUUCACACUGCACUCUUUCUUCUGCCUCACGUCAUCAUGUAUGCUCUUAUGGAUGGAAGUCAGGAUGAUGUCAAUGAAAUUCAUGCUGAAAUCAUGUCAGUUUUGACGCAUGUACAAGGUAACGAAGACCUUCCUGUAAGUGGGUCAGAUUUCAGCCAUAUGAGUGCACAAACAAUCUUCACUGCACUGGACUAUCUAAACCGUUGGACUUCUAAGAAGGCAUCGUCAUUCACAACAAGAACACAAUCUGCCACAAGCAGAAAUAGUCGUAGUGGAUUAUCAAACGGUCGUGAAAAUGGGCAAGAGAUUAUCCAAGCAUUUUUGCACAAGAUUCCUCAGGAUGUUUUGUCUUCGGCCUCAUUCAACUGCAAGGCRUACACCAGAGCUUUGAUGCAUUUUGAAUCAUUUAUCAACAAGCAAAGCAAAGACAAACAGGAACACUUAGGAUUUCUGCAAAAGAUUUAUGUAGCAUUGGAUGAGCCUGAUGGAGUUGUAGGUGUUGCUGCGAUACGCAAUCGUGAAGUCACAUUACAUCAACAGAUCUUGGAGCAUGAAAGCUCCGGUCAGCUUCGUGAUGCUUCAGCAUGUUAUGAAAGCGCAAUUCAAGAAGACCCUAGCAACGUCGACCAUCAUAAGGGAUUAUUGAACUGUUUGAUGGGACUAGGCCAGGUUACYAAUGCCCUCAUGCACUCUAAYGGKAUUAUUGCACAAAGACCAGAGUGGAAGGGAUCUCUAAACACCUUCCGUGUUGAAGCUGCAUGGAGACUAGGACAGUGGGACUCCCUCUCGAACUUCUUAAAAAUGGAAAAAGGAAGAGGUGACUGGAAUAUUGGUGUUGGACGAAUCUUACUUGCUGCUAAGGAAAUGGAUGAAGACUCUUUUAACCGYCAACUGCGUAUUGUUCGUAGUCAGCAGAUGGGACCUUUGUCUGCAGCAAGUAUGGAAUCAGGAGCCUAUCAGCGAGGUUAUGAGUACAUAGCGAGAUUACACAUGCUACGAGAACUUGAGAGCUUCCUUGGUGGAAUGCUCCAGGGUACAGCAGCCGUUGAUUCUCAGUUGUUUGAGGGAUGGAAAGCUCGUCUACAAAUUACUCAGAAAUCAUUUCGAACAAGAGAGCAGAUUCUWAAUCUCAGAAGAGCAGUGCUCAAUAUGUUUCCAAGUACUGACAUAGUAAAGAAAGAGCAAGGAGCAAGCUGGCUACAAAGUGCCAAGAUAGCAAGAAAGGAAGGUCAUGUCCAGGCAGCAUUUAGCUCUCUUCUCAAUGCCAGCACCUUUUCUUUGCCACAAGUUUGCAUUGAACGAGCAAAAUGGUUGUGGAGCAAGGCUUUGGUGCUUGAAGGUCGCUGGAUGGAGGAAACAGCACAUUACGAACCAAACCCAAUCUUAAAGAAAUUCAGGGAAGUCACUGAUCUACACACAAACUGGGAAAAUGGUCAUUUCUAUAUUGGUAAAUACUAUGACAGACUCAUGUUAGCCUGUUUGGAUGAAGAGAAAGCCAACAAGCUGUCUGGAGCCGACUUCAUUCCAUUCGUUAUCAAACACUACGGUACCUCGCUGCAAUAUGGCAACAAGUUUAUUUAUCAAUCAAUGCCACGAUUGCUGACAAUAUGGCUUGACUUUGGUGCUAAAGUACCUGAUCAAGGAAGAUCAAAAGCUGCAGAUAAGAGCGGUAAACGACAGAAACUACAAGACACCAACAAGAAUAUGGCUGAGUUGACAGAGAAGCUUCCUGCUUACCAGUUCUUCACGGCYUUCUCACUCCUUAUCUCAAGAAUAUGUCAUCCAAACCAAAAAGUUGUUGACCAACUGGAGCAAAUUCUGGCAAAGUUACUCGUAACCUAUCCUCAGCAAGCAAUAUGGAUGAUGAUGGCUGUUUCCAAGUCAUCAUUUGCUACAAGAGUAAAGAGRUGYCGCAAUAUCUUCGAUAAAGCCAAUCACAAACAUGUUUUCUKUUGUAGGCAUCAAUCACCAGCCCUKGGUAAAUUCAUUAAUGACGCUACRCGAUUGGCUGAUCAGUUAUUGGAAGUCUGUAACAAAGGAUUUAACAAGAAUCUUGCCAGAGAUAAUAAGAUGAGCAUGAGCCAUGACUUUGUUGUACUCAAGAGACUUGUCAGUGAUGAUGAUUUUAGUCCUAUCAUYGUACCUCUUCAGACGUCUAUGACCGUGACACUACCGUCGGGAGCUGGUACCCACCUAGACCAUAAUCCAUUUCCUGAUUCAGUGGCUUGUAUUACGGGAUUUGAUGAUACUGUUGAAGUGUUGUCAUCUCUACAACGACCUAAAAAGAUAACAGUCAAAGGCAGCGAUGGCAAGUCUUAUAUCAUGAUGUGCAAACCACGGGACGACUUAAGAAAAGACUCUCGUACUAUGGAGUUCAACGGAUUAAUUAACAAGUCAAUAAGGGACAAGAACAUGUACGUUAARGGGGCAGAAGUCAAGAAAAUGAUCGAAAAAGCAAGAUCCAACGAUGUUGAGGCUAAAGUCAAGAUUUUCACCAAUGAGCUUCUGCCGAGGCAUCCUCCAGUCUUCCAUGAAUGGUUUUUAAAAACUUUUCCCAAUCCAACGUCUUGGUACCAGAGUCGUAUAUCGUACUGUCGUACAACAGCCGUCAUGUCUAUGGUCGGGUAUAUCCUGGGACUUGGUGAUCGUCAUGGUGAAAAUAUCUUGUUUGACUCMACCAAUGGYGACUGUGURCAUGUCGAUCUUAACUGUUUGUUUAACAAGGGAGAGACGUUUGAUUGCCCUGAAAAAGUUCCCUUCCGUCUCACACAUAACCUUGUGAAUGCUAUGGGUCUUCUUGGUUGUGAGGGCGUGUAUCGUCGUUCUUGUGAAGUAACAUUAAGACUAAUGAGAGAGCAGUGUGACUCACUAUUGACAGUUCUGGGUACGUUUAUCUAUGACCCUCUCGUUGAAUGGCAAAAACGAGGWCGAGACGUGGCUUCUGACGCUAAAAGUAAAGAAACAGGCGARGUCACCAAUGAAGAGGCUGUUAAGAUUCUUAAAGACAUCGAACAGAGACUAAAGGGUUUGAACAGCAAGAAUAGGAUCAUGAUACCGCUGUCCAUUGAAGGCCAGGUYCAUAAGCUCAUUACGGAAGCGACGGACAUUAAGAAUCUGGCUCAAAUGUACAUCGGCUGGGCUCCAUACCUAUGACAACACCAAAACWCUGUACUCCACAAGUUAGUCAAUAAAAAGUUUAUUUUUUCA
Exaiptasia diaphana is the source of this 8175-nucleotide messenger RNA. RefSeq names its product serine/threonine-protein kinase atr. NCBI's taxonomy places the organism in Eukaryota, Metazoa, Cnidaria, Anthozoa, Actiniaria, Aiptasiidae. Gene Ontology annotation, cellular component: nucleus. The record is from RefSeq and is a predicted model, not a curated record. Gene Ontology annotation, biological process: telomere maintenance; protein phosphorylation; DNA damage checkpoint signaling. Gene Ontology annotation, molecular function: protein serine/threonine kinase activity; protein binding.